Leopardus geoffroyi (Geoffroy's cat) is the source of this 5514-nucleotide messenger RNA. RefSeq names its product solute carrier family 39 member 9 (gene SLC39A9). The transcript is spliced from 7 exons. NCBI's taxonomy places the organism in Eukaryota, Metazoa, Chordata, Mammalia, Carnivora, Felidae. Gene Ontology annotation, biological process: zinc ion transport; transmembrane transport. Gene Ontology annotation, cellular component: membrane. The record is from RefSeq and is a predicted model, not a curated record. Gene Ontology annotation, molecular function: metal ion transmembrane transporter activity. Bases 866 to 1786 code for a protein of 306 amino acids.
UCUUUUCAAGACGCUGUCUUCCGUACUUUUGUUAUUGGACAGGCGCCUAGAGUGAUCACCGAUAUAGACUGUGACUCCAGAUAUCUUUCAAUGGCCCUAUUCAAAAAUGGCGGUAGCAUAAGCCUCCUGGGCCAUAGGUCGGUUGUAACCCGGAAGUACUCUUCUAAAGGAGGGGGCGGUGAAGCAAUCCGGAAGUGGAUGUAAUGAAGAGGUGCCACUUGGCGGCCAUGGCAGCUGUAGUAUCGGUGGCUCUGGGUCAAGGCCCAGCGGAGUGGAGUAAUAUGGGCAGUAUCGGGUAUAGGGCAGAGACAGCUUUGUGUCACCUUCGCUGCUGAACCCCUAAGCCCAUCGGUAGAGAGCUGCAGGACUCUUUCCCCAUUCUAGACUCGGAGGAGAGUUUGCCGGGACUGGUGGGCUGGUCCCAGGCUGGCAAGAACCGCCCCGAGGAGGUAGGGGAGCCGGGAGGACGAACAAGUUUGCUUGGGUUUUCCUCCUUUUCCUGCUGCCACCUGGGACGUUGUGGAGGGAGUGGGUCCAUUGUGCCACCAUUCCGACGAUUGAAGAAAUCGCCCUUUGCAUACCUUUAACUGUUAACCCUAGGGAAUCCAGUGAGUGGCGUCUGAAAACAGGGAUUGGGACCUGAGAUUGCUGAAAGUUCUCUCUGGUGCUAAUAUCAGCAAAAAGGGACUGUUUUCAGGUGCGUUCCAGAGAAGGGUUUCGUGAACACAUCUGUUGGUGAGGAGGACGAAAAAACUGGAAAGUCCACUUGUCUUGGAAUCACCACACGCGUUUAAGAACCUAAGCACCCUUUGAAGCCUCUGAAAAUUUGUAGUCUGGUGGCGGUGGGUAAAUAAAGGAGGACAGAAUGGAUGAUUUCAUCUCCAUUAGUCUGCUGUCUCUGGCUAUGUUGGUGGGAUGUUACGUGGCUGGAAUCGUGCCCUUGGCUGUUAAUUUCUCCGAGGAGCGACUAAAGCUGGUGACUGUUCUGGGUGCUGGUCUUCUCUGUGGAACUGCGCUGGCGGUCAUCGUGCCUGAAGGAGUACAUGCACUUUAUGAAGAUAUUCUUGAGGGUAAGCACCACCAAGCGAGUGAGACACAGAAUGUUAUUGCAUCAGACAAAGCAGAAAUACCAGUUGUCCAUGAACAUGAGCACAGCCAUGACCAUACACAGCUGCAUGCCUACAUUGGCAUUUCCCUCGUUCUGGGCUUCGUUUUCAUGUUGCUCGUAGACCAGAUUGGCAGCUCCCAUGUGCAUUCUACUGAUGAUCCAGAAACAGCAAGGCCCAGCAAUUCCAAAAUCACCACCACGCUGGGUCUGGUCGUCCAUGCUGCAGCCGACGGUGUUGCCUUAGGAGCGGCAGCCUCUACUUCCCAGACUAGCGUCCAAUUGAUUGUGUUUGUGGCAAUAAUGCUACAUAAGGCACCAGCUGCUUUUGGGCUGGUUUCCUUCUUAAUGCACGCUGGCCUAGAACGGAAUCGAAUCAGAAAACACUUACUGGUGUUUGCACUUGCAGCACCAGUUAUGGCCAUGGUGACAUACUUAGGACUGAGUAAGAGCAGUAAAGAAGCCCUUUCAGAGGUCAAUGCCACUGGAGUGGCCAUGCUUUUCUCUGCCGGGACAUUUCUUUAUGUUGCCACAGUACAUGUCCUCCCGGAGGUGGGCGGAAUGGGGCACAGUCACAAACCCGACCCCACUGGCGGGAGGGGCCUCAGCCGCCUGGAGGUGGCAGCCCUGGUUCUGGGUUGCCUCAUCCCACUCAUCCUGUCAGUAGGACACCAGCAUUAAACGUCAGGUUCCAGCCUCAGUCCGUGGCUGUCCAGCAUCCGGUGAGAACAGCCAGCGCGUGACAGCUGCUCACUUCCUCAGUGUCUUGUCUCACCUUGCCCAUCUCCACCUGUGUUCCUAGAGUCCGGAGGGAGGUGAGAUUAAAACCUGGAGUCAUGGAAAGCUUUUAGACGAGAAACGACACACCGCGACUGGAUGUGGACAUUCCGUUGUGUUGUUUUUUAAAGGGCCCUUGGCGUUUUGAGUUUUGAUGUUUCUCUUAACCCCUAUUCUCAGGGAAGAUGGAAUUUCAUUUUGAGGAAAAGUGGAGAACUUCAUACUCACGAUGAAAUAGUAAUUAUGAAAGUACAGUGUUCUGUAAUUAAGCUAAAUCUCUUUGUUAGUUUAGAGGCUCCGCCGCUUACUUUAUCCAUUGAUUUUUAACAUGGUUCUCACCGUGUAAGACUGGUGCUUUAGCAUCUCUGCCACAUGCCUUGAUCAAGGUCAUAAUGUCCACUGUCUUAGAUGCUAAAGAGAAUUGUCAUCUACCUGGGGCAAGAGUCAGGAAAAUGACGGCAAGACACAUUAAAAGCUGACUUUUUACUCGAGAGCUGUCCAUUGAACAGGGGGUGUCUGGAGAGACUUAACACCUCCUUUCACAUCUGCCUCUUUAAAGAGGGCCCGCCCUUCCAUCAAAUGGAGCCACAGAGAUGGACUAGCAUCGGAGGAGGUGACUAGUAUUUCUUUUUAAGUUCUCUUUUGCAGCGUACCUGCCUACAAUGCAUUCAUACAGAGGAGCCAAGUUCUGGUAGGUUCAGGCCUCCCCCCAGCCAUUCCUUCGAGAGCAGUCAGAUCCCAAAGUACCUUUUGAAAUUGAGGGGUAUUAAUUUUAAGUGAAUUUGGAUAGUGACUGACAUCUUUGUAGUAAUCUUUUUAAAAUUGAGAUUACCAAAACCUAUGUUGUCCCUUUUUUUUUUUUUUUUUCUUUUUAAGUAUUUAUCUUAGCAGACCGGCAGUCCCUCCGGCAGAAUACUCGGUGUCCCGUGGGAAGUGCUAGGUCAGCGUCACAUAAGCACCUGCAGCAGUGAAGACGGUCACGAUGUAUCACAAGUGGGAAGUGUUUGCCUCUUGAUUUAAAGCUUAUUGAAAUCAUGUCUCUUGUCUCUUGUCUCUUCAUCUUUUCCGUGCUUUCCUCCUGACUUGCCCCUCCAGCGCCCCCUCCCUCUAAUGUGCUGCUCACUGCUGACAGCGACGUUAGGAUUUGUGUGAAUUGAACUCUCAUCAGGACAACCACUUCUUGAACGGUGAUGAUGAAGAUGACAUUGUCUCUUUACUUUAUUCCCUUCAAUGAAGUCACUUUUGUGUCAAAUGCAACUCUGCUAAGCCCUUAAAAUGUCACUUCCUCAUACGUGAGAUGAUGCAGUCACUAAUAUUCUGGUAAUUUAAACAAUUGAGAUAGUAAAAGCGUUUAACAAACUAGGAUGAUUUUUCCGUGUUUGCCAAAGUCCCUGUAAAACUUUGUGUUACCGACUCAGUGUAUAAUACUGUGUUAUUAAUUUAUUUUGAUUUUCUGUACCAUUUCAAAAACACAUUAUAGAAAGAGGGAACCAAGACCAUUUUCUUCAGGGCAGUGGGUUUAGGAGUCCGUAAAAUGUUUUAUAUCACGUAUAUGCCAGCAUGCCUGUAAUUUCUUUAUUUCCGUCCUAGAUUUGUCACUGGGUCAGCAGCUAUGGAAAUAGACCUCGAGAGCCCCCUGCUGGCUGUAGACCAAAGUAGCAUAAAUAGGAGGCGGUUUCGUAUAGUGGUUGCAGCCAUUGCAUACGCGCUUAAAACCAGCAGAAGGUACAGCAUGGAAAGUCUGAGUGACUUUUCCUGAUAGCAGCUCUGACUUACGAAGAGUCUUGGGGCUUCAUGUGGUCCUUCAAGAUGUCAUGGUUGCCUUGAUUCUCCCUGGACAUUUACUUUGUUAAAUAAAUAGUACAUUUUAGUGUCUGGCCUGGUUUGGAUGGCAGCACUCUCUGCCAUACUGUUGUAUAAGAAAUGAUGAGAAAUUUGUUCUGCUGGCCAAAGCCUCUUGCAGCAGUGCUCUGCCAUCACUAAAAGUGUGGCUAGAAUAGCUUGCUGGGUAGGUGGGGCCUUGAACUCUGGCAAGGAUCGAACCAUCAGACUUCCAAAUUUGCCUUCCCCUCUGGACCUCACAUUAACAAGCAAACCUUUCAAGGCCUAUCAGCUCUCAGAAGCUAUGGGCUUCCCCAGAUUUUAAAGCUGCUGCCUCGGGAACUACUCCUGUGUCUCCUGGUCUGCAGGCAGAAAUAGCCAUACUAACCUUACAGGGCUCAAAUGCAUCUUCAGGCAGCAGGGGACCAAGCAGCAUGGCAGAGGCCUUCUUCACUGGGGGAAGAACUUGCUCUUGGUGGGCAGUGUCCCAGAAGAGGCCACAGCAGUGGUCGCUUACUGGCACAUUUCAGUUCUGUUUUCCUCUUGUUUAAAACUGCCUCCCGCUUUAGAUGUAGAUGCCUUAACGCUCUCACACAUUUGAAAACGUUGGCAAUACUUAAGCUGCUGCCAUGAUUACAGAUGGAAUUAUUGGCUACCAGAGAGAUGCAGUUGAUGAAAAGCAUGGUCCUUCCUUCCUCAUAACCAAAGCUAAUCUUAAUUGCAAUUUGACUCCAUUUCCUUGGUAGGGAUCAAUUUAUUCAGAUUCCAGAUGCACUCUUAAAUGGCAAAUUAAAUUGAAAAACACUACUGAUCCAUUCCCCUCACUUGUUUCCCAGUGAAUUGAUAUCAGUCCCCAUUUCCCCGAAGUGGCGAAGUUCCAGGUCUGGUGGCUUUCCUGCACCAGAAUGUAGUGAGUUGGAAACGGCUCUGUGUUCUCUCUUCCCCCCAUUACCUUUUUAUUUCCUUAUUCAAAACAGCCGAGUCAGCCGUGUUCCUGUAUAAUGAAUUAUUAGAAAAUGGAGAGAGGUGGUCAUUUGGAGGGGUCAGUUCUUUGUAAAGAGGAGACCAUGUAAGUGUGUUUCUUACCAGCCUACUUCUAAGGGUCACUUUCUGGUGUUUCUCUUGUUGGAGGAUUAGAGCUAGGAGGACACCCCCACAUCGGAGUAUAUUAUGCCCCUCAGACACAUGGUAGCCAGGUACUAAACACGGGAGCUGUCUGCCAACAGCACAAGCCCCCAGAGAAUGUUCUUGCCUACAUGGCUCCUGGGCCCCUUGGGAGAUUGAGAAUAAUGACCAGAUUCUUCUAAAACCACUGCAGUGCAAGGUGAUCUACAGGGGAACCGUCGAAGAUUUCUGGUCAAAACAGAAUGAUCCCAAGAGCACUGUUGGGAGAUGCCAUGAACUUAAAGCCAACGACAUAGCCCCCUUUGUAGCUGAGACAUCUAGAUCGAUCGCCUCAGGAGACUUGAGGGAAAUUUGUGACUUGUAGGAAAGGAGACAACCAUUGGGAAUUCUCUAGAUAUGCUCAGCCUAAACACAAGGAACUUGGCUUUGGUCUUUUUUCUGAUAGCAUCUUCUAGCAAGUUGGAAGUCUCAUGGGAUAAAACUGCAUUUCCCCUGGUUCAGUAGCCUGAAGAGUGAUUUUAAAUGUCCCCUUUUCUGGAUCCUUUGUAAACAUGAAAUCAUUCCAUGGAUGGCUGCCUUAUAAUUUUGUCUCUUUCCACGUUAAUUGUGAAUGGUUAAAAAAAAAAAAUUUUUUUUUUUGCUGUUUUCUGAUUUGUUUUAUGAUAUUAAAUUUUUAUUAGUGCAUA